UACUUCCUGGACCAAUGGUGGCCGCCAUCCUCUGCUAGCCCGAAAGCCCAGCCUCCUCGAGUAGCUGGUGCAAUUUGAUAACACGGACCAGGCAGGACUGGAUAGCUACAUGAUUUCAGUGUUUGCAGUGAUACUAGAUACUUUGUUUAAUAGCAUGAUUCGUGUACGAGCAUCGUAGCUAGCUGAAACGCGAUAGCUCCAAGGCGCUGUUUUGGCAAGUCGCCUGUUUUAACCCAUCUAUUGUUGCGCGCGUCUGCCAGCGUUUUGAUUACAGUGAGUAGGAAGGAAGAAAACGCACACACCCCUCCGCUCUUAUGGUAGUGACUAGAGGGAGGCUCGGGAAAAAGAAAGAAUAGGUAGAGAGAUCUCGAUUGUUGUCUUUUGGAAAGUUGAAUCUACUUCCGAGGAUAAAGGUUGGUCAUCCCAAUGGCGUCAAUUUCGAAGGUGUCCAUUCUGGAUUACUUCAACAUCGUGUUCGAGGGGGAGAACGGCAAGAUCGAGUCCAACUGUAAAGCAUGCGGCACCAGGAUACAGGCGAAGAGGAGCGUCACAUCCAACUUCGUCACACAUCUCAAGAGGAAGCACCAGGCGAUGUACGAUGAGUUUGUAAAGAAGAAGGAUAUGAAGCGAGAAGCCUACUCCUCAUCUUCCUCCUCCCUCCAUCCCUACUCCUCAUCCUCCCUUCACAGCCUGGCAAACGGAGGAGGCCAUCGCUGCAAUCACUCCAUCACCGCUGGAGGGGUGGGAGUAGGGGGAGGGGGAGGAAGAGAGGGAGCAGGAGAAGGGGUGACGAAGUUCCACAGACACGACCCUCGCCAGGUGCUGAUCUCGGAGGCGAUAGCGAAGAUGCUGGUACAGGACCUCCAGCCUGCCUCCCUGGUGGAUCUCAGAGGAUUCAGAGAGUUACUGCAGCUGUUAGAGCCUCGCUAUACCCCCGAGCCCCCCAGAUACCUCCACACCCAGCUCCUCCCAGCCUACGCCUACCAGGCCCAGCUGGCUACCAGACAGGCCCUGGCCUCAGCCCUCUCUCUCAGCCUCUCUGUCUCCCUCUGGAGGGGUUUCCUUGGGACCGCAGCAGGGGUUAACACUGGGUACCUGGGGGUGACCUGCCACUUCCUGUCGUCUGAUUGGCAAAUGCGUUCCGCCCUGCUGGCCUGCCUGCCUCUGGUUGGUGGGCUCUCGGCCAAUCGCGUGCUAGCAGAGUUCGAGGAGGUGUGUGUGGCGCACGGCGUUUCGGGCCGAGCGUUCCGUGUCGUGGCUGACCCAUUUCCCGCUGAAACUCACCCCUCAUGCCGCCUACCAGGGUUCUGUAUCCACGGCAACCCGGGAGAUGAUGCCGACGAGGAAGAGGAGGAGAGUGGGGAUGAAGGAGGAGAGAGGGAAGGAGCGGUAGAACAGGAGGACUGGUGGGAGGGAGGUCUGGGGUCUGGCAGGAUAGACUGUUUCUGUUGUUCUCUGGGUCAGUGUGUGAGAGAUGGACUGCUCUCCUCCUCUCCUCUCCUCUCCUCCACCCUGGCUAAAGCCUCAUCCUUCUAUAACUAUGUCACCUCCGCCGUGCCACACGACAAACUGGUGGGCCUGUUGGGAGGGGGGUUGGGGGGGGCGGGGAGCAGCAGGGAUGGAGAGCGAGACUGGGCCGUACAACUCAAGGUGUUGCGUGGUCUUCUGGACUCAGCAGAGUUCUUGGAGGAUGUGUCUGACCGGGCUGACCUGGUGCUAAGUGGCCAGGAGGUGGCGCUGCUCAGAGAACUGACAGACACACUGGAACCCUUUACUGAGGCCUGGGACAUGGUGCACACGCACAGACAGGGUGACAGACACGUCUCUAUCAGUCUGGCUCUGCCCUGUGUCCUGGGGCUCCGUAAGCACCUGUCAGAGUGCGUCUCCCCCCAGCUACCCUGCCUGCUGCUGGGCUUGUCUCAAGCCGUAGAGCGCCGCCUGGCUCCCAUCCUGGAGGACCCGCUAUACGUCACCGCCACCACCCUGGACCCACAGUUCAAACUCACCUGGAGCUCAGACCCUGACUGGCACAGACAGGUCCUCCUGGACGAGGUCACCAAACACACACAAACACAGGGCCCCAGCAUGGAGCUCACCCCCCAGGCCCAGUCCCCUGACGCAGCUUUGUCCCCAGCCUCGUCCCCUCUUCCCUCCUCCACUUCGCUCAGCAGGCCCUGCAAGCUGUUCUCCUUCAUCAAGCAAAGGCCCACGGCGCAGGCAAAGAGCGUGGAGCAGGAGCUGGCAGGGUACCUGCGUGAGGAGCCCACUGAGGAGGAGCCUCUCCACUACUGGAGACGAAAGACUAUAGACUUCCCUCAGCUCAGCCAGGUGGCCAAGCGGGCGUUUACUGUGCCGGCUGGGACCUCCACCGUGGAGACCAUCUUUACCUCGGCCAGACACUGGCUCCAACCCGGCAGAGGCAGGGCUCUCCCCAAAAACCUUGAGACACUCAUCUAUCUCAAAACCAACUAUAGGUUACUGUGGACUUAAUGGAUCAGCCCUACACCCGAGGCACUAACAGAGCUACAGAGGCACUAACAGAGCUACAGAGGCACUAACACAGCUACAGAGGCACUAACACAGCUACAGGCUGGUAAUGUUGUCCAUGUAACCCGAUGGAGACUCAAAAACUUGAAGACCAAUUACAGACUACUGUGGACUUCGACACAGACCGCUAUGGACCUACACACUAUAGUCCAUGUAGCCUACAGGUUUCAGAUCUAACCACUAUAGUCCAAUUAGCCUACAGGUUUCAGACCUAAAAACACUAUAGUCCAUGUAGCCUACAGGUUUCAGACCUAAACACUAUAGUCCAAUUAGCCUACAGGUUUCAGACCUAAACACUAUAGUCCAUGAAGCCUACAGGUUUCAGACCUAAACACUAUAGUCCAUGUAGCCUACAGGUUUCAGACCUAAACACUGUAGUCCAUGUAGCCUACAGGUUUCAGACCUAAACACUAUAGUCCAUGUAGCCUACAGGUUUCAGACCUAAACACUAUAGUCCAUGUAGCCUACAGGUUUCAGACCUAAACACCAUAAUCCAUGAAGCCUACAGGUUUCAGACAUACAGUGCCUUGCAAAAGUAUUCACCCCCCUUGGUGAUUUGCCUACUUUGUUGCAUUACCACCUGUAAUUUAAACAGAUUUGUAUUUGGAUGUCAUGUAAUAGACAAACACAAAAUAGUACAAAUUGGUGAAGUGAAAUGAAGAAAAUUACUUGUUUAAAAGAAUUCAAUAAAAUGACAAACUGAAAAGUGGUGCGUGCAUAUGUUUUCACCCCCCUUGCUAUGAAGACCCUAAAUAAGAACUGGUGCAACCAAUUACCUUCAGAAGUCACAGAAUUAGUUAGAUUGUACACAGGUGGACUUUAUUUAAGUCAUAUGAUCUCAGUAUAUAUACACCUGUUCUGAAA
This is a messenger RNA of Oncorhynchus tshawytscha (Chinook salmon), 3411 nucleotides long. Its product is annotated as zinc finger BED domain-containing protein 6. NCBI's taxonomy places the organism in Eukaryota, Metazoa, Chordata, Actinopteri, Salmoniformes, Salmonidae. Gene Ontology annotation, molecular function: protein dimerization activity. The transcript has 6 exons. The record is from RefSeq and is a predicted model, not a curated record. Bases 427 to 2490 code for a protein of 687 amino acids.